AUGUCUGACAUCAAGGGUGAAAUUGAUUCAGUUGAAAUAGCAAUAGACACUAAUGACUUGUCCGAACUGUUUAGUGUCACACCCAAUGUACAAAUAUACAGAAAUCUUCCACACAAAAUUACACUGUCUUUACCCGAAUUCAAUCCAGGAAAAGUCCAUGAAGAACUUUGUAAACUGUUUGGAGCCUUAUCAUCGAGUUCUUUUACUUCAGAUAAAAAUGGCUACAGCAUGACGACAACACAGAAAUCACCAGAAGCUGGAUCCUCUCCUCCAGUCAAACAGAUGCUUGAUGAACCAGAGACCGUCACCACCAUAGACACUGGGUAUAAAUAUAACCUUUACAAAGUGGCUUGUCUGAGUGAUGAAGAAAUCUGGACAAUUGGAGAUGACGGCACCAUGAAACUCUACAGCAUCAAUCAGGGAUCACUACUCAAGUCAAUCACAACCAAGUCAUGGAACAUACCAUCUAACAUAGCAGUGACAAAAAAUGGAGAUCUAGUUUAUACUGAUUCCUAUGAUAGAACUAACCAAUCAUUCUAUCCAGUAGGAAUCACCACAGACAGUCAGAGUCACAUCCUUACAGCUGAUAAUAACAAUGUCUGUGUCCACAUCAUAGACCAGGAUGGACAGUUCCUCCGUUACAUACACUAUGUACUGUUUCCCUGGGGACUGUGUAUAGAUACAAAUGACAAUCUGUUUGUUGCUCAAUUAGGAAACAGACAAGUGAAGAAAAUCAAAUAUCUCCAGUGA
Molecule: messenger RNA, 750 nt
Organism: Saccostrea cuccullata (small rock oyster)
Lineage: Eukaryota; Metazoa; Mollusca; Bivalvia; Ostreida; Ostreidae
Exons: 2
Coding region: 1-750 (249 amino acids)
Molecular function (GO): protein binding
Source: RefSeq, a predicted model, not a curated record